Rangifer tarandus platyrhynchus (Svalbard reindeer) is the source of this 696-nucleotide messenger RNA. NCBI's taxonomy places the organism in Eukaryota, Metazoa, Chordata, Mammalia, Artiodactyla, Cervidae. The record is from the annotation of a GenBank genome assembly.
AUGAAUGCAGAUGCAGCCCUAUCGAUAAAACUUCACCCGCAGAAACACGCGCAUCAGACGCGGGACACCACGACACACCCGAGUUUGUCCUCCUGGCGUGUUUUUCCAGAGUUUCGUGAGGCCGAAUCAAAGGCAGUGGCCCGCCAGCACCAGGCUCGGUGCCGCUGCGGCUGCCGUCCUCACGCUCCACGUUUCACCUUUUAUCCUUCUCGGCAUCACGACUUAAUCCACUCUAAUGAGGUGAUUGCACUGCCAAAACCCAGCGGCCACGCGGCUGUCUUCUGGCACUUUGCGGGGGGGUUCCCGGAAAAGAAGAAGGGGCUUUGUCAGCCUUCCAGGGGACGGAGCAUCCUUUCUCGCAGCCGGUAUCUCCCACCCCCGCCUGGGACGGGCCAAGCUGCCCGCGGUGUGCAUCACGAGCUCCGCAGUGAGGCGGCCACGCCAGGAGAUCAGAUGUCGCCGGGCUGCGCUCACACCUGCCCCACCGCCAGCCCGGCUGCCUGGCGGCCCGUGUUCAUAAUUAGCAUCGUCUCUUCCGCCGACUUCACACUGCUCAGCCGUGUGUCUCGAGCCCUGGGAAACACCAGGCCCGUGCCCUCUUCCCCCUGCUCCGGGCCGAGGAGAGAGCCCACGGGCUGCAUGACACGCUCGGAUCGCUGGACUCGAAACCGGGGCCACCCCACCGGCCCUCGCUGA